Molecule: messenger RNA, 714 nt
Organism: Drosophila suzukii
Lineage: Eukaryota; Metazoa; Arthropoda; Insecta; Diptera; Drosophilidae
Source: RefSeq, a predicted model, not a curated record
AUGAUAAAAACAAUUGGAAUAUAUUUAAUAUUAGCCACAACAGUCAUUGCGCAGGGAUACAGGAAAUUUGGUCUAAAUUGUGAAGACAUAGAAUGUAUAUCUGGUAAACAAUGCAUCAUAUCUAGAGUUCCCUGCGAAAAUCCGGUUCAACGAGAAGGGAAACAAUGUGGAACCUAUCCGGAGUGCAAAACAGAUCAGCUGGCCAGCGAUUUCUCCAUCGACACCACACUGACCAUCGCCAACACCCGCAAUAGCAUCAUCAUACCCAACACCAUCACGAAUCGCAAUCGGACUUAUAGGGAUAAUGACUUCGAACUAUUGACCGACUUCAGCAAUCCCGAUAAAUUUGCAUCGCAUGCAGGGCAACGGCAGGCCAAUGUUUUGGUUAUUGUUCAGGAUGGUUCUCAACAGCCAAAACUGCAGAGUCCUUGGCCGAAUCGAGGACAAAGUCCCCCCUGUGCCGUCAGCCCCCUCUAUCCAUAUUCCUGUAAAUAUCCAGGCAACCUUCCCAAUCCUGGCUCGGGAUUACCUUCCUAUCCACAGGCGCGAUCUGCCAAUGGGCCACAAUUAGUUCCUCCCACACCGCCUUGCUAUUACAAUUGCUAUCCCAGAGUGCGGUCUAGUCCGUACGGUCAAUACGGAUACCCCCUAGCUAGAUCAGCAAAUCCCUCAUCCACCAAUAAUUAUUUAAUAUACCUCACACUAGCUGGCUAA